CGGGAAUUGCGUACUCCCAGUUCGCCAUUAGGCACUGAAAAUUGUCUGUGAAUCGUUGAAUAUAAUUUUACAAGUGGAAAGAGCAUUAGUACACCGUAAAAUAAUCAAAAAUUGAAAAUUCAAUGUUUAAAUAAUUCACUCGUGACAAACAUACGUUGGAUCAACUCAAGAGAGGUCAUUUCAAGUUCUUAUAAACGUCAAUAGAACGCCAGUGGCAGAUAAACAUGGCCGAGCAAACAGGAACUGUUGAGAAUGUCGAAGAGGAAAAGUCAGUUACGAUGCUGGACGUUUUGCAGGAGGAGAAUCAGCUGGAGGAAGAUGCUAACGCUGUUCUAGGGGCUUCUGAUGAUAAAAAUUGCACUUACAGUCAGGGAUACAUUCGACAAGCUCUGUAUGCUUGUAACACCUGCUGUCCUGGAAGUAAGGAGCCAGCAGGUGUCUGCUUGGCUUGUAGCUUUCAUUGCCAUGAAGGCCACGAGCUGAUCGAGCUGUACACAAAGAGGCACUUCAGGUGUGACUGUGGAAAUUCCAAGUUCAAUGGGAAAAAAUGCAGCUUGGAUCCAGCAAAAGCAAGUACCAAUAAUGAGAAUCAGUACAAUCAGAACUUCACCGGGGUGUACUGCACGUGUGCUAGACCAUAUCCAGAUCCUGAGGACACCACCAACGAUGAAAUGCUUCAGUGUGUUAUUUGCGAGGAUUGGUACCACUCGAAACACCUGAAUUGUAAGGAUGAGAUUCCUGAGGAGAACGCCUAUGAAGAGGUCGUCUGCUCUGGGUGCAUGGGCCAGCAUCACUUCUUAUGGGGUUAUGCCUCACAGUAUUCUGUUAAUAAGAGUAUUAAGAAAGAGGAGGAAAAGGGAGAUGAGUCGGUUGAUGUUACUCAGCAAUUUUCUGGCUGUAAAUUGCCUGCCAAGGAGGGGGACAGGACCGAGGGAUCGUGCUUCUGGGCUGAGGGCUGGAGGGCUGCUUUGUGUACCUGUGAUAAUUGCAAGAAGAUGUAUGAGAAGGAAAAUAUUUCUUUCCUCAUCGAUCCCACUGACAGCGUUCAGGCUUAUGAAGAAGCUGGAAAACUCGUACGAUCUGAAUCCGCAUAUGAGAGAGGAAUGAAGGCUCUUGCUUCUCUCGAUCAUGUCCAACAAGUUAAUGCCAUUGAAGAAUACAACAACAUGAAGGACCACUUAAAGCAGUACCUCAAGAAAUUCGUGGAGAACAAGAAAGUUGUACGUGAGGAGGACAUAAAAGAAUUUUUUUCAGAAAUGUCAUCCAACAAACGCCCAAAAGUCACUGUCCCCACAUUCUGUCGUUAGUUAACCCAAGGUACAACUAUAUUUUUUUAUAAAUCCAUAGAACAUUCUCGCCGGGCCCCUUGAAUUAUAAAAUUCACAGGUUUAGCAUGCCUACAAAAGGUAAAGCUGUGAAAAUUUGAAAUUUGCGAAUCAUGUGUAAUCACCAUGCAUUUUGAAAUAUUAUAUUGAUAAAAUAAAUAAGCUAAGUCAUUUUAUAGUAA
This is a messenger RNA of Diachasmimorpha longicaudata, 1507 nucleotides long. RefSeq names its product putative E3 ubiquitin-protein ligase UBR7. NCBI's taxonomy places the organism in Eukaryota, Metazoa, Arthropoda, Insecta, Hymenoptera, Braconidae. The record is from RefSeq and is a predicted model, not a curated record. The transcript is spliced from 5 exons. Gene Ontology annotation, cellular component: cytoplasm. Gene Ontology annotation, molecular function: zinc ion binding; ubiquitin protein ligase activity. The coding region runs from base 225 to 1307 and encodes 360 amino acids.